Messenger RNA from Tigriopus californicus, 2039 nucleotides. RefSeq names its product maltase 1-like. NCBI's taxonomy places the organism in Eukaryota, Metazoa, Arthropoda, Copepoda, Harpacticoida, Harpacticidae. The coding region runs from base 104 to 1873 and encodes 589 amino acids. The record is from RefSeq and is a predicted model, not a curated record. The transcript has 7 exons. Gene Ontology annotation, biological process: carbohydrate metabolic process.
CAACGUCACUCGUUUAUCUUAAAUUACGGUUCAUGCGAAUUCGUUGUGUAUUCAGGUCAUUUAGACGUUGUCGUUGUUCCCAAGGACAUUUAGAACAAAAGUCAUGUUACUCUCACUGACCAAAUUGGAACCAUGUCUCGUUUGCAUUGGUUUGGUUUUAGCCUUAGGUGACUCAGUUGAAGGUGCCAUCCAUCGACGAAAGGACACCAAAGGUUCACAAUGGUGGGAAAAUACCAUAGUGUAUCAAAUUUAUCCAAGGUCGUUCAAAGACUCGAACAAUGAUGGUACAGGGGAUUUGAAAGGAAUUGAAUCCGAGUUGGAUUAUUUUGUGGACCUCGGCAUUGAAACGAUUUGGUUGUCCCCUAUCUUCAAGAGCCCGAUGAAAGACUUUGGAUAUGAUAUCUCAGACUUUAACGAUAUAGAUCCAAUCUUUGGGACCAUGAAGGAUUUCAAAGACUUGCUACAAGGCGUUCAUGAGCGUGGCAUGAAGCUCAUUCUUGAUCUAGUACCCAAUCACUCCAGUGACGAGCACGAAUGGUUCAAAAAAUCACUUCGAAAAGAAGAGCCAUAUACCGAUUAUUACACAUGGAGAGAUCCGUCCGGGUUCGACGAAAAUGGUGAACCCAUUCCUCCAAAUAACUGGGUGAGCGUGUUCCGUUUCUCUAUGUGGCAAUGGGAAGAGAAACGACAGCAAUUCUAUUUGCACCAGUUUGUGCCUGGCCAACCUGAUUUGAACUAUCGCAACCCUGCAGUGCAAAAAGAAAUGGAGAAUGUGAUCAGGUUUUGGCUGGAACUGGGGGUGGAUGGAUUCAGACAGGAUGCAGUGGCCCACAUUUGGGAAGAUGAUCAGUUCCUGGACGAGCCUCUGAGUGGAAAACCAAACACAAAUGCCGAUGACUACGCCCAUUACCAACACAUUUACACAACCAAUCUGCCAGAAACUAGGGACGUACUGAAAAAUUUUUUCAACGUUUUCAAGGAAGUUGGCGAGGCUGAUGGAUAUCCCAGGGUCACUAUGUUAGAGGUCUGGGGGGACCCCGCGGAACAACUCAAAUAUUACAACUGCAGCAAUUUUCCAUUCAAUUUCGGAUUUCUUUUAUUGGAAAACUUGAGUGAUCCCACUAAAAUAUUAGCCACAAUUGACAACGUGUUGAACUCAAUCCCAAAGGAGUUAACAAAGAAUUGGAUCCUGGGAAACCAUGAUCGAUGGAGGGUGUCCAAUCGAGGCCUGAACGACCCAUUAAUUGACGCCUUCAAUAUUCUCACUUUGGGCUUACCUGGUGUCACCGUCACCUAUUACGGUGAAGAAUUAGGCAUGACCAAUAACAUGAACAUUAGUUUCGAAAAUACAGUGGAUCCCUCGGGUUGUAAUUGUGGAUCGGACCUCUACCUAACGGAGUUCUGUUCUCGUGAUCCGGAAAGAACUCCUAUGCAAUGGAACAACCAGGUUAACGCGGGUUUCAACAAUGGCGCCAAGCCCUGGCUUCCGAUCAAUUCCAAUGCAGAUGAGCUGAAUGUGGAAUCUCAACGUUAUGACAGUCCAUCAAGUCAUUGGAACAACUAUCGGAUCAUGGCCAAUCUCAAGCGCUCCCAUCCGGCUUUUGCCUCGGGCGAGGCCCAGACUCAGUUGGACGGAAAUGUAUUGGCAGUGGCGAGAACGUCAGAGGUCGACCCAGAUUCUGUAUUCGUCAUUCUUAUCAAUUUUGUCAACACCGAUGAGGAAGUUGACAUCUUAGGGGACUUUCAUUCUUCCAAGUCAGAAGCUACGGUGGUUCUAGGAACUCUGGGCAAGAACGGGCAUGACAUUGGGGAUGUGUUGCAAUUGAGCUCUUUUGUGUUGAGGCCGUUUGAGACCGUUGUGCUUCAGUACUAAGGAUGAAAUGGUCUUCUUGGCUUGAUAAAUAUUUGCUCAUAGCACGACUACAGAGUUCAUUUCUCUUAUUGACUACUUAAUAUAUUUGAUCUUACAUAACGUGUUUGAUCUUAACAUAAAAGAUAACGAUUGUCGAUGCAAACUUGAAUAAAAAUAUCAACGCGAA